AUCUGGUGAAUGAGUUGAAUUCUGCCACAGGCAAAAAGGGAAAGGGAAAGUUUACUAGAGACAAAGUAGAAUGUUUGCUGAGGGAAAUCAUUCUUCAAUAUACAUACCCAAGAUUUAAUGAGGCAGUAUCAAUAAACAUUAAUCAUUUAUUGAAAACUCCAUUUUGGAGGGUGUGUGUUCCAAUUCCACCAGAAACUUGUGAUGACUUCAAUCCAUUAAAUGUCCCAACAAUCAAAUCACUUGUAAAAGAGCUGGAUAGAUUUGGUAAGGAAAAUUUUAUGAUUGUAG
Molecule: messenger RNA, 288 nt
Organism: Entrophospora candida
Lineage: Eukaryota; Fungi; Glomeromycota; Glomeromycetes; Entrophosporales; Entrophosporaceae
Source: the annotation of a GenBank genome assembly